CCGGAUACAGAUUCACACACACACGGAAGUCCAGCUUUUCCUAAGUAAAGAAAGAAUCCAAUCAGACGACAAUUAUGACUCGGCAUGGGAAAAACUGUACGGCUGGUGCCGUUUAUACUUAUCAUGAGAAAAGGAAGGAUACGGCGGCCUCUGGCUAUGGCACACAGAGCGUGCGUUUGGGGAAGGACGCUAUAAAGGACUUCGACUGCUGCUGUCUGUCUCUUCAGCCCUGCAGAGAUCCCGUUGUAACACCAGAUGGCUACUUGUAUGAAAAAGAGGCCAUUCUAGAGUACAUCCUUCACCAAAAAGCGGAGAUCGCCAGGAAAAUGAAGGCCUAUGAAAAACAAAAGCAGGCUCAGAAGAGCGACAGUCAACUGGAGUCUCGCUCUGGGGAGAGGGAGAGAGCAGAGAAAUUCAAGAAGAGUGAGGGCAGCAUUGUGUCCAAGCCCAUCAACCCAUUCACCACAGGCCAGUCCCGAGACUCAGAGGGUCAGAAUGGUUCUGCUGGGUCAGCAAGCACCUCCAGUGCUGGCUCUUCCUCCGCCGGGUCUAGUUCUAGUUCCACCCUCCCGAGCUUCUGGAUCCCCAGCCUGACGCCUGAGGCGAAGCCCACCGUAUUAAAAAAGCCGGUGAAGACAGUACAGUGCCCAAUGUCAGGCCGACCUCUGAAGCUCAAUGAGCUGAUCACAGUGCGGUUCACGCCCUUGGACCCUAGUCUGGACAGAGUGGCCUUGCUCACACGGCAAGACAGAUAUGUGUGUGCAGUGACCAAAGACACGCUGGGGAACUCGGUACCCUGUGCUGUGCUCAGACCCUCUGGGGUGGUUGUAACAAUGGAGUGCGUGGAGCGACUGAUACGGAAGGAUAUGACUGACCCUGUGACUGGAGACAAGCUCACAGAAAAGGACAUCAUACCACUGCAGAGGGGAGGAACUGGCUUUGCAGGCUCUGGAAUUGAUCUGAAUGCUAAAGAGGCUCGUCCUGUAAUGCAGGUGUGAAAGAGACAUACAAGUGUACAAGUGAGGAUUACGAAUCACUGGAAGGGGGGUAGGGUUAAUCUGUAUAUAAUACCAUUUUGUAUUGCUCAGAUGUGGAGGGAAGUUAAGCCUGAAUUAUAUAAUGAAAUGAGUUCGUAAUGUGAGGAAGUGAGAAUCGCUGUUCUUAUUUGUUUUUGUCUCAUGCAUGUGCAUCUUCACACACACACACACACACACACACACACACACACACAAAGUUGCAGUCAGAUAUUAACACACCCAGUGAAACACAAGGACAGACAGGUAUAUCUGUAUCCAAACAGACUGACCUAGUCUCAAACACAAAACACACUGGUAGCCUAAUGGGUAUAUUCCCACUUGUUGACAUGUUUGUACAUUGUUUUGUACCUGAUAGAGAAAUAAACUUGUGUAAAGCCGUCUAUUCUUU
This is a messenger RNA of Megalops cyprinoides (Indo-Pacific tarpon), 1425 nucleotides long. RefSeq names its product nitric oxide synthase interacting protein. Gene Ontology annotation, molecular function: ubiquitin protein ligase activity. Bases 75 to 998 code for a protein of 307 amino acids. The record is from RefSeq and is a predicted model, not a curated record. Lineage: Eukaryota; Metazoa; Chordata; Actinopteri; Elopiformes; Megalopidae. Gene Ontology annotation, cellular component: nucleus. The transcript is spliced from 10 exons.